UGGACAGCCGGAGUCUGGGCUGGCCGAGCAGCCGUGCCCCGUCCCCUGGCUGCUGACACAGCGCCCUGGCCGCCGCUCCAGCGGCGCUCCAGCGCCCGCUAUAAAGGGCCACAGGAGAAGCCGGCGCCGGCACCGCCACCUCCGCCUCUGUGCCCUGCCCUCCGACCAACCGAGAGACCCGUAUGACCAGCAGUGAAGCCAUGGACACCCUGGGGCAGUACAAGAUCACGGUGUGGGAGGAGGAGAACUUCCAGGGCAAGCGCUGCGAGUUCCUCAUGGAGUGCCCCAGCAUCAUGGAGCGCGGCUUCCGCAAGAUCCGCUCCAUCAAGGUGGAGUCUGGCCCCUGGGUAGGCUUCGAGUACCCUGAGUACCAGGGACAGCAGUUUAUCCUGGAGAAGGGUGACUAUCCCCGGUGGGAGGCCUGGAGCGGGAACAGUGGCUACCGGACCGAGCACCUCCUCUCCUUCCGGCCUGUCAAAUGCGCAAACCACAAUGACAGCAAAGUCAUCCUCUACGAGGCUGAGAACUUCCAGGGUCACAAGUUUGAGCUGAGUGACGACUAUCCCUCGCUGCAGGCCAUGGGCUGGGGCAACAAGGAGGUGGCAUCCAUCAAAGUGAACGCCGGAGCGUGGGUGGCAUACCAGUACCCGGGAUACAGGGGCUACCAGUACGUGCUGGAGCGGGACAGACAGAACGGCGAGUUCAAGAAGUACAAUGAAUACAGCAGCCAGGCCCACACCAACCAGAUCCAAUCCAUCCGCCGCGUCCAGCACUGAACUGGGGCAGGGCUGUGUGCCCUGCAGCCUCCAGGCUGCUGUGCAAUAGACCUCUAUCCGGUAGCAAAUAAAGGCAUUUGUCAAAAAAAGAGUGCUCCUGCCUCUGCUCUGCUCCUC
Zonotrichia leucophrys gambelii is the source of this 893-nucleotide messenger RNA. It is a transcript of the gene CRYBA2, whose product is annotated as crystallin beta A2. Lineage: Eukaryota; Metazoa; Chordata; Aves; Passeriformes; Passerellidae. Gene Ontology annotation, molecular function: structural constituent of eye lens. The record is from RefSeq and is a predicted model, not a curated record. Gene Ontology annotation, biological process: lens development in camera-type eye; visual perception. The transcript is spliced from 5 exons. The coding region runs from base 183 to 776 and encodes 197 amino acids.